Molecule: messenger RNA, 150 nt
Organism: Cylicostephanus goldi
Lineage: Eukaryota; Metazoa; Nematoda; Chromadorea; Rhabditida; Strongylidae
Source: the annotation of a GenBank genome assembly
AUGCGACCGUAUCAUGUUGUAAUCCAUAUCACUAUGCAUUGUGGAUACGACCAGAGACGAGUUGUAGUGAUGAGGAUUCAUUACGGGACAAUAGUCAACGAGAAGUGCCAAUGGGCAACGGACAUAUCGCCUAUAGUAGGAGUCAUGCUG